UCCUCAUAAGGGCACAGAAGAUGUCUGCAGCAAUGAGGGAGCACUACAUAAAUGAUGAUUUAUACCCUUCGGAGACAUUCUCAUAUCCUAUGAAGCAGGUAGACACUGUCUAUAUGAAUUCUUGGGACAUAAGUGAUUCCAUUAAUGUUUCUGAAAGCCACAUUAAAACCAAGACUAGUAAGGUGAGCAGCUCUUCAAUAAUGAAAAGACAACAAAAACUCUCUGGUAAAGGAGAAGCAGGCUGCUGUGGUAUGUCUGCCCACUCUUGCUGUUGGGUGGUGGUGACUCUUGCUGUGUUGCUGGUCCUGGGCUUGAUUUCCUUUGUAAUGUUCUUUAUACACAGUGACAAUAAAUUACAGGAUUUGAAAAAGGCAUAUGCCAUCUUAUCAGAAAAUCAUUCCUUCAUAGAAAAGGAGCAUGAUCAACUUAGGAAUAACUUCACCGAUUUGUCAAAAAAGGACAUGGCUUUUCAAAUUAAUCACAGUACAGCUGAAAAUAAAUUGCAGGAAAUGAAAAUGGCACACAAUAGCUUAUCAGAAAGUCAUUCUGUGCUAAACGUGAGGUUCAACCAUCUAACGAACAGCUUCACCCAAUUAUCAACAGACCACGAGAUUCUUCAAAAUAAAUACAACAGACUUUUAGAAAAGAAGUGCCCAGUUUGUCCACAAGGAUGGUUGACCCAUCAUACAUCAUGUUACUUCAUCUCGACUGAUCACAUGGAUUGGACAGCUAGUCAAGAUGAUUGUUUAGCUAAAGGUGGACAUCUGGCGAUAAUUGAGAAUGAAAGUGAGCAGAGAUUUUUGAAUAAACAUGUCGCCAGCUCAGAUGCAUGGAUAGGUCUGACCGAUUCAAAACAAGAAAAAAACUGGCUUUGGAUAGACAACACAGCACUCAAUUUAAGCUACUGGACAAGAGGACAGCCUGAUGAUUGGAAAGAAACUAAUCCAACUGGGGAGGACUGUGCUCAUUUAAGACCGUGGGCACACUCCCUAAACACCUGGCAUGAUAUAUCUUGUGAUUCCAGCAUGAAAAGAGUUUGUGAAAAAAGUUAAAGAAAUAUUAAAUUCUCUCUAAGCAGUUGCUUACCAUCUUAUUUACUUCAAAAGUCAUUCAUGUGUAAAUUUUAAUAUUUUCUAAUAUGUUUAAGUAAAAAAAAAAUCUGCUAGACUGAUUAGUUCUUUCUCAUUUGUAAACUUUUUCACGUUGUUACUCUUUAGGUUUUAUGUCACCACUGCUGCAUAACAAACUUUUGUAGGGGGAUUUUUACUACUUUGUUACCAAACUGAAACAUACAAUUGUUUUUGUUGUUUGUGAACUUUCUACCAUAUUGGUAAUUAAAUACCCCGUUAUACUGGUUCUCCUGUUAGCUUAGGUGACAUGGUGGGACAGUGGUUAGUGCCUCUACCUUACAGGUCUGCUGUCGUUUAGAAUCCUGUAGGCAUCUGGAUAGGCUUUUUUUCCAAAUAUUUUAGGUUUUUUUUCCUCAUUCUAAAGAAGUUAAAUGCAGAGUCAUUAGCAAAUGUUGGGCAAGUGUGAUCGACUGGAUUGGCUCAUGCUAUACAAUCAAUGGUAGAACCCUGAAAUGGAUAAGCAGAUCAAAUGAUGCAUGGAACAACAUUGUUCUGGAAUGUUUCCAGAAUAACUACAUGAACUCUACUCUCUCAAGGGAAAACAACAUACUGAAGAGCAAAUUGUUGUAUGAUGAUGAUGAUGAUUCCACUCAUCAACAGUGAUGCCAUAUGCUAUUCAUUGACUUUCUGUACCUACUUAUUACAACCACUCUUAGAAGGGUCUUUAGCCCACUGCAGAAAGGUUUUGAAAACUUGUUCAAAUGGAUUGGAGUCCUCUGUCUUUUAUAGUGAGAAAAAUACGAAUGGAAAUCAAAAAAGGAAUACAAAUAACUGAAUUUGUGUCAGUGAAUUAUUUGAUGGUGGCAGACAUCUCAUACCCCACAACCAAGAACCUGGUUUUAAGUAACAUAUCACUGAAAAUGGCCACUUUCGAAACAUUCCAGUUUAACUCUUACAACAUUUUUGGAUCAAAUUUGACCUGGUUUUGGGGUUGAAUUCACUAAAAGUACCCUAAAGUUAAUCUCUUACGGAUGAAAAAAUGCUUAUUUUUUUAUUUUCUUUUGGGUCAGUUUUAUCCCACCAUUGACCUUAAUGGAUUUUCUGCUACAUUUAAGGUAAUAUGUUUGUUCACCAUAUAUAAAACUAUCCAGAGUGUCAUCUUUUUUCAGAAUUGUGAAGGCUUUUAGUAAUGGGGCCUAACUUUACAAAAAAAAAAAUUCCCCAAAUACCCCGUUUGUGUUCAGCUUCUACAAAACCGGAACACUGCCGUGUCCCAUGUGUCAGUUUUGACCCACCAUAUACUUUUUUGCUACCCAUUUAAAAUGGUUUGUUUGUUCACACACUAUGCACACAUUCUAAAUGACAUUUGUUCUAAAACACCAUCACUACUACAGUUUAGGAUGGUCAAUUAUUAUAAAACAGGUUUGUGGUGAAAAAUUUCAUGCUCAAUGCACUGUAAAAGAUGGUGAGAGAAUUGGGUUAAGAAAUAACCUGAAACGCUCAGCUAUGUGUCAGCAUAUGAAUACUUUGUAAGAGGUUACUUUUAACAAUUUAGUUGGCAUUAUCUAAUUCAAACAAGUGGCAAAAUUGCUUGAUACAUUCACGUUUUCUUGAAAAAAUGGAGCUAGAUGAUUUAGGAUUUUAGAAUUUGGCCACACAUCAUUUAUAAAUCACUCUUCUUAAUUGUGUUAACUAUAAAUGAACUCAGCAAACAAUUUUAGAGCAACAUUAUAUAGAUCACUACAUCCUAAGAUCAAAGAAGUAUUACACAACAAAGAGAUAAUGAUUCAUAAUACAAGGGCAAUAUAAUAAGUUACCAGUGUUAAAUUAACUUCUACAGUGUUAAAACACUUAUAAGUAUAUAAAUGCUGUUAGGAACUUUACAAAAAAGAAUGUGCAUAACUUCCCUAAUCCACCUCCAGAGCCUACACUUGAAAUUUUUUUAACUAGGAGGGAGUUGGGAACAUGCGCUGAUAGAGGACAUUGACGCACCCACCACACAACGAACCACCUGGAUUGAGACCCAAGUUUAACCUCAACACCACACUGAAA
Polypterus senegalus (gray bichir) is the source of this 3122-nucleotide messenger RNA. Its product is annotated as asialoglycoprotein receptor 1-like. The transcript has 7 exons. The coding region runs from base 21 to 1052 and encodes 343 amino acids. NCBI's taxonomy places the organism in Eukaryota, Metazoa, Chordata, Cladistia, Polypteriformes, Polypteridae. The record is from RefSeq and is a predicted model, not a curated record.